Molecule: messenger RNA, 738 nt
Organism: Hypoxylon trugodes
Lineage: Eukaryota; Fungi; Ascomycota; Sordariomycetes; Xylariales; Hypoxylaceae
Product: Alpha/beta hydrolase fold-1
Exons: 2
Coding region: 1-738 (245 amino acids)
Source: RefSeq, a predicted model, not a curated record
AUGGCAACCGAAAAUAAUCCUACGCUAUUAAUCGUUCAUGGUGGUUGGUACGUACCCGACAGCUACGAAAAACUUACCAAUGCCCUGCGGGGUGCUGGCUUCGAGGUUCAUAUUCCUCGCCUUCUCUCUAUGAAUAAUGCUCGACCUCCAAAUGCCGACCUCAUCUCGGAUUCGGAUCUCAUCCGCUCUUACGCAACAAGCCUCGUCGAAGCGGGUCGAACAGUUGUGGUUGUGUUACAUAGUUACGGUGGUCAGGGGCUCACCGGAGGGAUUUCUCAUCUGAUCUAUCUUACGGGUUUCGCAUUAGUUCAAGGCAAGAGCAUGGUGGACGUGGUAGCGGAAUUCGGUCACAUGGAUGAUAUGCCCAUCGCCUUUGGAUUUGACGAAGACCGAAGCUGCGUACCAAAUUUUCCAAAAGAGGGAUUAGUUGGCCAACCCUUCGCUGAUCAGCUCGAUCCAAAGGAGCUCAAAACAUACCUGGCUUCCCUGUGUCGUUGGAAUGGGGAGUACAUGCAUCAACCACUCCAGAACACCCCCGCUUGGAGUGACGAUGUCAAGGUUUCCUAUAUCUACACGCGUACUGAUCUGACCAACCCCCUCUACCAACAGAAGAGUUUUGUUGAGUUUAUGGAGAAGGGAGGGAAGCAAAUUGAGACAGUGAAGGUCGACUCCGGCCAUUCUCCAAAUCUAACGGCUACUAAGGAGGUAGAUGCUAUCAUCAAAUUUACAUCCAUGUAA